GGGUGUUAGACAAAGCUUGAGAAAGGGAACCAUCGUCGGCCUGAGGGGUGCGGUAGCACAGGGACAGCCUGGAACCUGGUGUAUGGCCACGGAGUUACAGCAUCCAGACUCCAUGCCUUGUCACAACCAGCAAGUGAACUCUGCUUCAACCCCAAGUCCCGAGCUGCUGCGACCUGGAGAUCCGAUCCCGGAUCUUACCGGGGGAAAUAGCGCUGCUGUGGCUAAACUGACUCUCCUCACUGUGCACGCCUAUUCUAGCGUGCCGGCUGAGUGUGAUUCUCAGGCCUGUGGCACCACAAGCCUUAACUCUGAGAGCGGCAGCGAUAUUUGUAACAGUAGCAGCUAUGAAGCGCCUGCUGGCGACUCCCACCCAGGAGACUGUGAAGUAUCCCAACAGAUAGGGUCGCAGCUGAAACUUCUGCCUAUGAAUGAUCAGAUCCGAGAGCUGCAGACCAUCAUCCGGGACAAGACAGCCAGUAGAGGGGACUUCAUGUUUUCUGCGGAUCGUUUGAUCAGACUUGUUGUGGAAGAGGGAUUGAAUCAGCUGCCAUAUAAAGAAUGUAUGGUGACAACUCCAACAGGGUACAAGUAUGAAGGAGUAAAAUUUGAGAAGGGAAAUUGUGGGGUCAGCAUAAUGAGAAGCGGUGAGGCAAUGGAACAAGGUUUAAGAGAUUGCUGUCGAUCCAUACGAAUUGGAAAGAUCCUGAUUCAGAGUGAUGAGGAGACUCAAAGAGCCAAAGUAUAUUAUGCCAAGUUCCCGCCGGACAUUUACCGGAGAAAAGUUCUUCUGAUGUAUCCAAUUCUCAGCACUGGAAACACUGUUAUAGAAGCUGUAAAGGUUCUUAUAGAACAUGGAGUUCAACCCAGUGUUAUAAUCCUACUCAGUCUCUUCUCCACUCCUCACGGUGCCAAAUCAAUCAUUCAAGAAUUUCCAGAGAUCACAAUUUUAACUACUGAAGUUCAUCCUGUUGCACCUACACAUUUUGGACAGAAAUACUUUGGAACGGACUAAGUUAUUGAAGGAAAAUGAAAUAUCUUCUGUAAUAUUACCAUUAUAUUUUGAUUUUCUAUUUGUUUUGUUAAUUUGAGAAAUGAUGGGAAAAGAUGAUAAAGAUGCUUUUUAACUUUGAAACUAUGUACAGUAAAAAGGAAAUAUCUAAAAUGUAUUAAUUUUAUUUAGUUAUAUCUUGAUGGUUAGUACCAAAUACAACAACGAAGCACACACAGAAUCCUUAGAAAGGAUGGAAAUUUUAAUAAUAUGUUAAUACAAAUUGAGGAAGCCUGAGUGCAUCAGAAAAGUUCUCUAACUUACGAUGCUUUGGAGGUUGCUUACAACCACAAAGAAUAUCUAAAUAACUCAGUUCUUUGGCGCAGUAUAGUUUGCAUUUUGUUUAGUAUGUUUUUAACUCUGGUAAUGUUUCCUGUGUGUGAUUAUCGUCACCUUCCUCUACUCUUUACUUCCUGGUUUUGUACAUACUGAUAACUUGGAGAGGAGAGAAACAGUAUGCCUUUGGGGAUUUUAUAUUUUCCUUAAUAUAUUCAAUUCACAGACCAAGGAUGUAUGGUUAAUUUUUUAGUCAGGUCAUUAUGUUUCUCAUGACUCCUUACGCAAACUGUACAUUAUUGUAGGUGCUUUGCCAAGCUACAAUAUGGUGAAGAAAAUGGCUGGGCACUUUCAGUAACUGGAACUGUAACAUUAAUUGAUACAGAAUAAACCAGGGAUAUCUGAAUACUGACAAAAUAGAGCUGAAUAGUGUUAAUGAUGUCAAUCCUCUAGAAAAGAAUUUGUAGUGAUUUUUCUGAGCGGUGGGGAAAGAAAUGGUUUCUAGGUAGGUUUCAUGGCCAAUAAGUUAAAUAAAAUACAUCACUUUAAUUUGGAUGUUUCUACUAGAUGUCUUGGAUUUGGAAAUUAAUUCUUUUGCAUGUUUGUCAACUGUAGACUUAUCACAGUAGAGAAUAUAUAUUCUUUUAAAAAAUUCUCAAGAUUUGUAUGUGUUCAUAUUUAAGCCUCUGAAAGGGAGAGACACCAUUUUAGAAGUCAAUCUUUGUGUUCUAAAAUGUGCUUGUGAAACCUUAAUCCCAUUUUACAUUGAUAAUAAAACAUUUUAACAAUG
Messenger RNA from Chinchilla lanigera (long-tailed chinchilla), 2114 nucleotides. It is a transcript of the gene Uprt, whose product is annotated as uracil phosphoribosyltransferase (FUR1) homolog (S. cerevisiae). The transcript is spliced from 8 exons. Bases 83 to 1012 code for a protein of 309 amino acids. The record is from RefSeq and is a predicted model, not a curated record. NCBI's taxonomy places the organism in Eukaryota, Metazoa, Chordata, Mammalia, Rodentia, Chinchillidae.